AUGGUCUGGCAGCCCCCGCCGGCGUGCGUGCUGCUGCUCGGCGUGCUGACCGGCGCCCUGCCACCCGUCCAGCCCCGGGACUUCACCCUGAAGGACAUCGUCUACCUCCACCCUUCCACCACGCCGUAUCCGCACGGAUUUAAAUGUUUCACCUGCGAAAAGGCAGCGGAUAAUUAUGAGUGCAACCGAUGGGCUCCGGAUGUCUAUUGUCCAAGAGAUACAAGAUACUGCUUUAGCCAACACAUGAUGAAAGCUACUGGAGAGAGCGUCUCCGUCACCAAGCGCUGUGUGCCGUUAGAGGACUGCCUGUCUACGGGGUGCACGUAUGUCAAGCAUGAAGAAUACAAGAUCUGCACCUCCUGCUGCGAAGGAAGCAUCUGCAACCUGUCCCUCCCCAAGAACACAACAGACGCCGUCUUCACCACCCUCUCCCCCCUCAACAAAACGCAGAGACUCUCCCACCCCGUGCUGCUGACCGCGGCGUGUCUCUGGCUGGGGCUGGUGUCGCAGCACUGGGUCACGCUGUCCCGCGUGGGCAGCUGA
Pterocles gutturalis (yellow-throated sandgrouse) is the source of this 543-nucleotide messenger RNA. RefSeq names its product LY6/PLAUR domain containing 6 (gene LYPD6). Bases 1 to 543 code for a protein of 180 amino acids. The transcript is spliced from 4 exons. Gene Ontology annotation, molecular function: acetylcholine receptor inhibitor activity. The record is from RefSeq and is a predicted model, not a curated record. Lineage: Eukaryota; Metazoa; Chordata; Aves; Pterocliformes; Pteroclidae. Gene Ontology annotation, biological process: positive regulation of canonical Wnt signaling pathway.